Molecule: messenger RNA, 1769 nt
Organism: Moneuplotes crassus
Lineage: Eukaryota; Ciliophora; Spirotrichea; Euplotida; Euplotidae
Source: the annotation of a GenBank genome assembly
UUUUAAAUAUUUUUGAAAAAUUUUGGAAAUGGGUUUUAGUGGGAAUAAUGUUUGAGGGUUGAGAUCGCGAGAGUGUAAGGAGGGGUUGGUGAGAGAGUUUAGGAGUAAGAGAUGAGGAGUGGAAGGGCUUGGGUACUUGGAAGAAUCUGGAAUAGUGCUUACUGGAUGCUUGAGAAGGGAGGCAUAUAAUAUCAGGAUAUUUAUAAUCAAGCUUAUCUAAUACCAAAAAUAUAUCGCUACAAUAUUCUCUCUCCUAAGUCCCAACACUUUCUCUCACCCUACUCUCUAUUUCUCUGCCAAACUCCCAACUUUUCACUAUCCUUCCCAGUUCUAUUCCUUCUUGCUCCAAUCUACCCUCAGUAUUCUCUGUGUCCUCACCACAGAGACACAUUCGAGGCACCAUGAAGAGACCCUAGGCAGCCUAGACCAAGUAAUGAUCCACCCAGACCUUCAGGAGAGCUUGGAGAGAUAUAGAUGUCCUAAAGGGGCCUUGGCAAUUGAGUUUUGAGACUAGUAGUAGAUUUAGAUGCUACCAAGUUGAGGGCGUAGAAUCUGUAAUUGACGUGCAUGUGCCUUGCACUAAGGAAUUGAAGUUUUUGGCAAAAAUUCUUUAAGAAUCUUAUUUAGAAGCUGUUUUAAAGAGCUGGAGAAGUAGUCAAAGGCUUGAAAUAAUAUUAUAUAGAUGAUAAUUAUAUUAAAGGUGGUUUUAUUUAAAUAACCUAAUUUUGUGAUAUUUUGUUUAGAUUUAGAGUCAAAAUUUCAAUAGUCUAAUUUUUAAUUCAUUUUUAUUAAUUUUGCUAUACAAACCUUCAAAUUCUAAGAUUUCAGAGCAUAAAUAUAUUAUUUAUUUAUAAAUCUUACCUAAAAGAUAUAAAUAAACAUUAAUAAUUUUACAAUGGAAGAUUCCCAAGAAAUCAUUGAAACCAAGAGACAGGAAGUAUUGAAUUUUGAGAAAUCACAAGAAAAAUUGAGCAAAGAGAUAGCCCUUGAAAUUUGAAAUUCUACUUAUUACAAUACUCAUUUACAACAAAUGAAUGUGCGGCCGCUUGUCUUUGGGUCUAAUUUGAACAAAAAUGUGAAACUCAGUCCUCCACUGAAACUACUUUUUGAAGAUAGAACUGAUUUGCUAUUCUCUAAAGCCCUCCGCUCAAUAAGACUUUAUGACAUUAAUUAUUUGAUAUGCUACAACAUUUUAGAACAAAAGAGAAGUUGUAGAGCCUUUAUGAGCUGCUUAUUUCCUAAAUAAAGCAAGUAAUUUUCAAGUAACUAGCUCUUGGGUUUCUCAAGUGAAGUUUACAUCAAAUUUAAACCAUAUAAUUAAGAUAAGUCCCAGAGUGUUAAAUCUAGCUAUUUUCAGUGGCUUUAUUAUAAACGAAAGACAACUGAAAAGGUUACUAAGUUCCUUCAAGCAUGUUCAUAGAUUAUUCCUAAAAUACUGCAUAAUAUACCUCCCUAAUGCUCCAAACUUCUCAGCUUCUCUGACUAAUUGGAAGAUCACUAGGCUAUAUUUGGAAGAAUGAGACAUGUCUACUGGAAGAGAUGAGGAUAAAGAUCCUAAAGGAUUUCUCAAUCUAAUCGAGGUACUUACCACCUGUUCUGAUGUAAAAGUUUGCUUAAGAAAAGUGAUAACAGGAAGCUCUGUUAAAGAUUUGAGCAAGGCAAGAGAAAUAUUUAGUAAAAACGGAUUUGGCAAGGUUCAGAUUAUAGAAUAUGAGUAAGCAUCUGCCCCUCAACUGGUAUUUUUUAAUUUACUUUUUCAUACUUAAGUU